GCCAUCGCUCCCCUUCCAUCCUCUCCUUCUAUAGCCAGCCUCCAAGAGAGAGCGAGCGAGAGCCAUGGACUUCGGCGACCACCAGCAGGGGGGCUCCGACAGCCAGCAGCAGCUGCAGGAGCGCCGGAAGCGCCAACGCCGCCACGCACAGGAGCAGGUCCAGAAGUUGGAGGAGUCGUACAAGAAGUACGACCACCCCAAUGAGAUCGAGUGCGCUCAGCUUGGACGCGAGCUUGGUCUGGAGACCAAGCAGAUUGAGCACGAGCGGCUGGAGAACCGCUUCCUCCGCUGGGAGAACACAAGUCUCCGCUCCGAGAUCAUGGCAGUGCGGGAGGCGCUCAAGAACUCCGCCACCUGCCCCCACUGCGUCCUCAAGGACUGCAUCGACCAGCAGGAGCUCAAUCGGGAGAACGCUCGCCUCAAGGCGGGGCUCCUCCACUGCACCACAUCUUUCCAACAGGGCUGGACGUCCGAACGGGCUAAUGGGCUCGGCUCGGAGCUUGCUCCAGCUCGGCCCGACUCAGCUCGGCCCGAGAGCUAAAUAGGCCGAGCCGAGCCACGUGAAAUGGGCCCGUUGGCCGACCGAGUCGAGCCUGUUUUGGCCCGGUCCAGCUCGGUGGCUCGUCCGAAGCCGAAGCCCAGGACGCGACGCAAUCACGCAGCCCAGCAGAGGAGCGCAACCAGCCCAACCCAGCGAGUCGCAUCGUCUCCACUGUCUCCUCCCGCUAGGGUUCGCUGCCGCCGCCACCGCCGCCCCACGCUUCUCGCCAAGCUAUUUCCUGCAUGCCACCACGACGCAUCCUGCCACCGGCGUCGGCACGCACGAGCGCAUCCAGCGGCGGCAGCGCACGCACGCAUCACCAGCCUGUUGAUUGAUUCUUGGACACAAGUACAAAACUUGAAGCACGUUGAUUGAAUCCUGGAGUUGGCUAGAUGCACACGUACGAGAGGAAGCAAGAUCAACUGCUACGGAGGCUAGCCACCUGCGUUCGACGCACCAGACGCCCGACCUCGCCAUGCCGGCACGUCUCCGUCGUGCUCCCCUCAACGCCGUCAAGCCAACCUCGCCUGAGGCGCCCGUACGCCCACGCACCCAGCCUCCAGAGGCAAAACGAGCUGCUCGGGCUGGACCGAGCCAUAGGCAAGACGAGCCGAGCCUCCAGAUGCGGGCUCGUUCAACUAGCGAGCC
Molecule: messenger RNA, 1189 nt
Organism: Triticum urartu
Lineage: Eukaryota; Viridiplantae; Streptophyta; Magnoliopsida; Poales; Poaceae
Source: RefSeq, a predicted model, not a curated record